Messenger RNA from Pseudopodoces humilis (Tibetan ground-tit), 2345 nucleotides. RefSeq names its product transmembrane protein 53 (gene TMEM53). NCBI's taxonomy places the organism in Eukaryota, Metazoa, Chordata, Aves, Passeriformes, Paridae. The record is from RefSeq and is a predicted model, not a curated record.
AGCGCGGCCAUGGGCACGCGCGGGCUGGAGGCGGCCGUGGUGGAGCCAGAGCCGGAGCCGGGACAGGCCCGCGAAGGCACUACAGAGAGAGGGCCUGCCGAGGGCCAGCCUGUGGUGAUCCUCCUAGGCUGGGCCGGCUGCCAGGACAAAUACCUGGCCAAAUACAGCACAAUCUACAGCCAGAAGGGGUGCACGGUCAUCCGUUACACAGCUCCAUGGAGGAUGAUAUUCUUCUCUGAGACCUUUGGCAUCAGAUCCCUGCAGACCCCAGCCAGGCGACUCCUGGAGCUGCUGUUUGACUACAGUGUUGAAAACAGACCAGUUCUUUUCCAUGUUUUCAGCAAUGGUGGUGCCAUGCUGUACCGUUACAUCAUUGAAGCGCUCCACACCCACAAGCCGUUUCAGAACCUCAGAGUAGCUGGCACCAUUUUCGAUAGCGCCCCUGGCAGAAGAAACUUGCGAGGAGGCCUUCGUGCCAUGGCAACUGUCUUGGUCUCCAUGAACAUGCUGCUCAAGUAUUUGCUGCUGUUCACUUUUGCCAGCAUGGCCGUUGUGCUGCGGAUCCUGCUGUACCCCCUGACCCGCUUCAUCCACGAGAGCCAUUACGAUGCCCUGCUGAAAGCGCCCUCGCGCUGGCCCGAGCUCUACCUUUAUUCCCAGGCUGAUCUCAUCAUCAAGGCCAGCGAGGUUCAGCUCAUGGCCAGUGCCCGGCAGCAGCUCGGUGUUCCUGUGAAAGCUGUGGACUUCUCAGAUUCGCCUCAUGUCAGCCACAUGCGGGUGUACCCCACCUAUUACCACAGCCUCUGCACGACUUUCCUGUCUGACUGUGUCGGGGGCUCACCUCCUUAGUGCUCUAAUGACCUUCAGUGUUUGCCUCUUCUUGCUCAGCUCCUAUGGGAUAUGUCACCCCCUUUCCUUUUGUGUCUUUGAAACCAGGAAAGUAGUUUUUUCCCCUACCAUGUACAAGUCUGAAAGCCUCCAGCCUGGCCUUUGGACCAGCCACGUUAGAGCAGAAAGUAGAUAUGGAUUAAUUUAAAGUCCUGAAACUGAAAUCCUGUCAUGGUUCAUGUUGAUGUACUUUACCAAGGUGUCACAGACCAGAAUCUCACACUGAGUAUUAUUUGUUUCUUCCUGUCUCUUGUUCUCUGCUUUCCUUGUUGUCCCCAAUAUCCAAUGUGCAUGUUCUGUUGCUUGUACUAAUUUUACAAUACACCUCUUCCAUGUCUUUGUUGUUUGUUUUUUUUUUUUUCCCCUCUCUGCCAUUUGUUUUGUCUUGUAGUGAGCAAAAAGAGUCAAGUCUGCAGGACUUUUUGCUUUUCUCAGUGCAUCUCACUUGUACUCUCCUUGAUGGAGAUCAGGCCCUGAAACCAAGUGUAAGACCAGAAAAAGGUGUGUGCAGGGCAGUAUGACCAGACUAUCAUGUGGUUCCAUUAAAUAGCUGAGAUAAAACAGUCAAAGAUCUAUGAUCCUUAGUGGGAGCUUGAAUAUUUGUGAUAACUUUUGCUUCUUCAACCCAGAGGUUUAAGCUAACAUUUUUGAAUGUGUCUAGUGUUUUGUUUCUCUUCCUUCCAGUCUUUUGUGUGUUCUACUGAGUAAUUUUGCUUUCUUGGAGAACUACUUAUUUGUUAUUGUAUGUCUUUGAGCAGCCUGUAUUUUGCAUCUGGAUAUUCAGGGAAACUUUUGGAUUACAGCUGUGCCAGACCCCUGAAACAAAAAGGUGGAAUUGCAGAAGAAAAUGGAACUGUCUCUUGGAACUAUGCUUUAUACUCAGUAUUUUUUAAAUCACCUCCAGCCUACAAAUGACCAUGAAAUACGAUGUUUUUGUCCAUAAUGUUCUCUUCGGAUGAUCAGUCUUUGCAGUCCAUGCAAUGUGUACAAGAAGCUAAUUCCUUCCACCUAGUGAAAAAGUAGCUCAUUGCACUUUACUACUUUACUACAUCCAUGUUUGGGUUUAGGUUUUAUUGUUUAUUUGGGGGAGAAGUGGGGAUAAAGACAGAGGAGAGCCUGCUGAUGUGUUCAUGCUAUGUCACAGCAUAGCAAGCUAAUUAAUAAUAUGAUGAACAGGUUUAACCAACUUUAAAUUGCCAGAAGAAGCUCUGGAGGGCUGUGACAUGGGCCUGUUUGAACAAGGAGCUGCCCUAGAGAGGUAGGCACUUAAAAAGCAGGAGGAGUUUUGCAAAAGGUUCUGCCAGAGGGUGGCUGUGCUGGUCUUGCCCACCCUUGGGGUGCUGUCAUCUACAAUUACAAAACUCUUGCUGUUCUGGAUUGAAACACAGAGGGGGUUGUCCUUGAGAAGCACUAAAAUAAUUUGGAAGUUUAAAACAAGAACUGUAGCACCUCAGAGA